Messenger RNA from Nymphalis io (European peacock), 1445 nucleotides. Its product is annotated as sister chromatid cohesion protein DCC1. Gene Ontology annotation, biological process: maintenance of mitotic sister chromatid cohesion; mitotic sister chromatid cohesion. The coding region runs from base 143 to 1423 and encodes 426 amino acids. NCBI's taxonomy places the organism in Eukaryota, Metazoa, Arthropoda, Insecta, Lepidoptera, Nymphalidae. The transcript is spliced from 5 exons. The record is from RefSeq and is a predicted model, not a curated record. Gene Ontology annotation, cellular component: chromosome, centromeric region; nucleus; chromatin.
AAAUGAGUAUGAAGUGUUUUGCUUUUAAGUUUUGUAGCAAUUAAUAAUAACUUUUUAUACUGUUUUUAUAGCUUAGUGUUAAUGUUUUCACUUUGUUUUAAGGAAGAAAAAUAAUAUUUUAAUCUAUAAUAUAUAUUUAGUGAUGGAGACUAGUGAAGAAAGAACUUCAGAUGACGUUAGGAAAGUUAUAAAAACAGCAAAACUACACGAAUCCGAAUUAACAGAAACUACGCAGAUAUUACGAUUUCCAAGUCCUGAUCAACAAAAUCAUAAUUUAAGACUAAUGCUUUUAGAUGACAAUUUACUGAAGGAAAUCGAAGCAGGAAACCAAUUAAUAUUUAAAGGCGAUACUGAUGAAAAUGCCGUCUUAUGUACGAGUAAUAAAACAUACGACAUUAAAGAAGCUGAGACUUCGAACAGCUUGCUAUUAGUACCCGAUUUGCUGUUCGCUGCUUCAACAGGCCUAGAUGAAACUAGCGCUAACAAUUCCAUGGAAGUCGACUCUGAUUCAUCAUUCGAAAGAUCAAAUACCAGCUUAAACAAAUCUACCGAAUGCGAUGAAGAGCAAUUACCCAGAAACAUCGUUUUUAAGGACAUAGUAGAUACAUUCUUUACCUAUUAUGAGCUGAAGCCUUGCAAACCUCGUUUAUCGAAAUUAAGAAAACUUCUGGAACCAACGAAAUAUCGAGGAUCUGAACUAGAAUACUCGGUUGAUAAAUCGAAGUUGCUAAAUUAUGAUGCGAUUUUUGAUCAAGUACAAUCAUCCAGAGAUGAGUUAAACGAAGAGCUAGUAAAGAUUCAGGCGAUUAAAAUCGAUGAACAUUAUCGAUUAUUAGAAUUCGAUUACGAAUUUCGGGUCCUUUCCUACAUGUUGGAUUUAAUCGAUGAAAAUUCCUGGUCAUUGGAUAAGAUAUCGAAGGAAGUAACAUUGGAGAGCUUGAAAGAUCUCGUUCCAGGGUGUAUAUUGGAAUCAAUGUUCAUGUCUUACACAGAGGAGUCUGUCAUGGAGGAUGGAAUACAGUACUAUCGAUAUAAAGAAAAUAAAGUUUGUAAGUUCUUGGCGAGAGUGUUGCUGAAAAGUGCGGGAAAAUUCAAUUUAGUUGAAUUCUUGCAAGCUUGGAGGGACUCCGUGCCGGAAGGGAUGACGACGGACGAAUACUUGUUAGCGGGCAUUGCUUUAGUAGACAAAACGUCAACCCCCCAAGUUGUAUGGGGUUUCUCGGAAAAUGAUUUGCCAGAGGACAUAAAUCAAAGGUUCAAAGUUCUAUUUCAAACGAAAGCAAAAUGGACGGUCAGCGAAAUAUCGCCAUACAUUGAAUUGUACGCCACAGAAAAAUUAAACGUGAACGCGUUGUUGACGAAGUAUGCGCGCGCAUCCACCCAAGAUGGCAUCCGAGUGUUCUCAGCGAAACACAUGAAAUGAUAUUUAUUUGUUGCAAAUUUGA